Messenger RNA from Achroia grisella, 2348 nucleotides. RefSeq names its product fibroblast growth factor receptor substrate 2 (gene Dok). Gene Ontology annotation, cellular component: cytoplasm. The transcript is spliced from 2 exons. Bases 193 to 1833 code for a protein of 546 amino acids. Lineage: Eukaryota; Metazoa; Arthropoda; Insecta; Lepidoptera; Pyralidae. Gene Ontology annotation, biological process: positive regulation of MAPK cascade; cell surface receptor protein tyrosine kinase signaling pathway. The record is from RefSeq and is a predicted model, not a curated record.
AAAAAAAACAAAUAACAAAUAUGGCGGCUAUAGAGCUGACCAUUGUCGACUGUCUUAUUCAUUCUAUUUAAUAAAAAAAAACUAAAAAAAAACUGUGUAAUUUAAUGGUGCAUGUAAAUAAACGUGAUAUGUUUUGUACUUUUAUUAAAUUACAGGAAUUAUUUGAAUACUACCCCAAACCAAACAAAUAAGAUGGAUCAAGACGAUGAAAUUAAAUCAGGUUGUUUACUAUUUCCACCUGCCGGAGGGAAUGUAUUUAGUAAAUUUCCAAAAAAGAAAACUUGGCAACAAAAGUAUUGUAUAUUAUUCAAUGCAAGCAAGCAGGGAAUUGAGCGUCUCGAAAUAUACGACCAUAAAGAAGAGGUAACAACUGGUGCUAUACCUAAAAUUAUUACCCUUGAAAAUUGUAUUAAAAUAACACAUUCUAGUCCAAAUACUAUUACUAUACUAACUAAGUCACAUACUCAGCAACUGAGCACACAAUCGGAAACUGAAACUUUGGAAUGGGUGAAAGCACUUCAAUCUGUUGCCUUUAAAGGUCGAGAUUCUUGUCCAAUCAGUUGUGAUGAAGACAAUGAUUUGUACUGCUCUUCUGGAGAAGGUGUGUUUUCAGUAAAAAUGUGUGCUUCAGAAGCUUCUACAAGGUGUGGAUUUGAGUCAAUUAGAUAUCUUCUCUUACUAACUUCAACUGCCAUUGAAUUAAAAGAUGUAACUGAUAAUAAACUAUAUGCCACAUGGCCAUACAGGUAUAUAAGAAGAUAUGGUUAUAGACAGGGUAAAUUCACUUUUGAAGCAGGAAGGAAAUGUGACACUGGAGAGGGAAUUUUUCAUUUUGACCAUCCAAACCAGUCUGAAAUAUUCAAAUGUUUGUCAUUAAAAAUGAAAACAAUGAAGCAAAUGAUUGGUAAUGACAACCUCAAUAGUCCUGAACAUACAGAGUUCAAUAUUCAACCUAGUGCAAACUUAUUUCCUGGAUCUAGGAGUCCUUUAGUGGCUGCAAGGCCUGAUGAUUUGAACUUAAGUUCUCUAUCAUUUAAGACAGCUUCUGUAUCCUCUAGCCAACAAAGUUCUUGCACUGAAAGAGAUACUGCACCUUUGCUAAUGCCAAAACCAGCAUUAAAACCUAAACCUCAAAAGCCUCCACGGAAGAUAGUCAAUGUCCAUAACUUAAACAAAAAUAUUAGUAAAGAUAUUCCAAGUUCAACCGAUGAAAGUAUUGACUUUGGUAGAUACAAUAAACUUGAUAACUAUGAACCUAUUGAUCAAGUAAAGAGAGAUCAAAGCCCACCCUCUGUGCCAUAUGACAAGAUUGAGGUGCGAAGUGAAGCUUGGAAAACUUUAGGGAUAGAUGAUCCUGAUCAUACAGAAUUUACUCCUAAUUUGGGGGAUAAUCCCAACUGCCUAAAGUUAAUAUCAAGGUCUCAAGACAAUUUGAACAACCAUGGUCUUAUCCUCAUACCAAGCCCAGUGGUUGAUCCAGAAGAUGAGAACUAUGAUAGAUUACAAUACUUUGGGUCUACAAGUAAAUUGAAUAAAUCUUCAAGAUAUAAGAAAAUGGAAGCUCGCCCCACAACUCUAGCUUUGGGAGACCCAAAGAAUAAAGACACAUGGAAUGAUUAUGAUGAAGUUGAAAAUGUAAUGCAGACUGCUAGAUUGGCAGAUGACUCUCAUUUAGGUUAUGGAAUGAUAAGAAAGCCUAAUACACCAGGACCACAGGUACCUACUGCUGCUCAAGUUCAGGCACUUCAAAAUCAAGUUGGCUUAGAAGAAGUAAACCACAACAUUUGCAACGGAAGUGAUUAUGCUAUUGUUAGCCGUCCAAAAAGGGUAUAGAACAUUGAAGACUGAAUGUAGUGAUUUUAUCACUCAAUUACCAAUAUUGUAAAUUAGAUUUUAAUCAGUGAAUAUAAUUGUAAACAUUUAUUGAUUAUUCCUCAGGCCUGUAUGUAAGAAAGAAAGAUAAAAACAUUUCCAAAAUGAGACUGUAAUCAUUCCUUUGUAUAUUCUACUUACAUUUUAGAUAUUACAUACAAGUAUUUGUAUAUUAUUGUGCACAAGUACAUAAUAAGGAUAAUGUUUGAAUGAAUGUGAUUCUAUUGUGCCUUAUAUAGUGUUUAUUAAAGUUUAGAAGCAUGUGCCAGAUGAAGCAAAUGGUUUUAAUGUAUACUUUGUAUUAAUUGUUUAGAUAUACAUAAGUAGAUAUCCAAUGUCCUUACCCACUAUUAAAUUUAGUGUGAUUUCAGAUUAUUAUACUUAAUGUUAUAAGAUAAUUAUGAUCUGAGUUUUAGAGAAACAGGAUGAAUAAUAAUUAGCUUGUUACCUUUUUUGAUGUAAUAAUAUCUAUUUUA